AUGUUUAGUUUUUUCAUAUUAACCAUUUUUACAACAGGUUUGGUUACUUCAAUCAAGCAAUCUGAGUUGAAUUUUGGCUAUAAAGAUGUAGCAUGCAAUCUAUUAGAAUUGGCACAAGAGAAAAGUUUACAAAUUAUGAAGGAAGAACAAUUUACCAAAAAUAUCAUUGAAUAUAUAUUGUCAAUAACAUGUGAAAAUAUAAAUGAUUUAAAUAAAAAACAUCAGUGCAAACAUUCAAUGGCUAGAGAAACAAAAAUACUCCUAAAAGAUUUCACUGAAUUCAUCGAAUCCAAUCGUUUCAAAACAGUAAUGAAUUGGUGUCAAUCCACAUUAGAAGCACCUCAACAUAGUAAUUCUACCUUUUUGUGUUCAACAUGUGAAAUGAUUGUAUCAUAUUUGAAAACUUUCAGUAAAUCUGAAGAAGCAAAAUCACUUGUACAUCAAUUUAUUGAUAAAAUUUGUUCAUUAACUGGAUCUUUUCAAGUUCAGUGCUCAUUUCUAGGAGGAAUAUUCGGCUUGUAUGACGAUGCACAUGUGUUUAUGAACAUAGAUACGGUCGACUUAAAUAUGUAA
This is a messenger RNA of Schistosoma spindalis, 573 nucleotides long. The record is from the annotation of a GenBank genome assembly. Lineage: Eukaryota; Metazoa; Platyhelminthes; Trematoda; Strigeidida; Schistosomatidae.